Molecule: messenger RNA, 1184 nt
Organism: Aspergillus pseudonomiae
Lineage: Eukaryota; Fungi; Ascomycota; Eurotiomycetes; Eurotiales; Aspergillaceae
Product: sulfotransferase family protein
Exons: 4
Coding region: 237-1034 (265 amino acids)
Source: RefSeq, a predicted model, not a curated record
AGACAGGACAGGUCGCUGAGUGCGGUCUGCGUGUCAUCCUACUGAACAGAUGCCAGAGGCUGAGGGUCUCGGGUUGUAUUAUCGCUGUGAAAUCUGUCUAGCGGAGGCUACGUGAGAACUGUGUGACCAUAUCUGCCUUCAAUUGCCAAUCCCCCUCGUAGUAUAAUUCACUACACCUUUGCAGAAAGAUUCUCUGAACCUCCCCAUCAAGUUUCACUAAAAACUGCCCAUCAAUAAUGGCUAACCUUCCGCACGAUCGAGAACCCCGAAGCCGGGAAAUGAAAGUACUGAUCCUUGGUUUAGCCCGCACCGGCACGUCAUCUCUCACCGCCGCCCUCCAAAAAUUGGGAUACAAGCCCUACGACUGGCCUGACCGAUGUAUGCUCGGUCACCUCCCUCGGUGGACCGAAGGCCUCCAAGCGAAAUACCUGGGCCGUGGCUAUCCUCUCGAAGUCGACGAGAUGGACCAGCUCACCAGUGACUUUGACGCAAUCAUCGAUACCCCCUGCUGCCUCCUGGUUGACGAACUAAUAGCCGCCUACCCCACCGCAAAGGUCAUACUAAACUACCGCGAUCCAUACAGAUGGCUCGAAUCAAUGCAAGACACUGUAUUCGCCGCCGCGCGAUGGCCAUCCUGGAGAAUCCUGGCAUACACGGAUCCGCACUACGCAGGAGCAAUCGUGCAGCAUCAUAUUACUCUGUGGGAUGAGAUCUGGGGAGGAGAUGAAGGAAAGAGAUGCCUGGAGAUGUUCGUCGAGCAUUACAAUUAUGUUCGGAAGGUUGUGCCGCCAGAGCGACUGCUGGAGUAUCAAGUGCAGGAAGGAUGGGGACCUCUGUGCCAUUUUCUGGAGGUGGAGGAGCCCAAGGAACCAUUUCCGGUUGUUCAUACAGGGGCACAGUUUAUGAGGACUGCUGCGAGGGGAUGGAGGGACUGUGUUGGGAGGAGCAUUCGAAAUGUAGCUGUAGCAGCUGUCUGCGUGUGGAUUUUGGCGCAUGGGUUCUACUGGGGACAGGGGUACUUUCGAGAUGAGUGAGAUUAGGUUAAGUCAUCGAUAAACGUGGACCUUAUCGAUAAAUAAAUUCAUCAACGGUUCGGUGGGGCAGACUAGCGCAAAAGGCCGAAUCGCCGAGUUGACUCCUAGUGACUUUGCCUCCGCCUUCAAUCCUCCGACUACUUCCUCUCC